ACUUGUUUAUGUUUAACGCAAAUAGAAAUAUGAUAUUAACAUUUCCAUCAAUUCAUUUAUAAAAUGACUUUUAUUAGAUUUGUCGGCAAAACGUGCGGUUUUUUUGGCUAUGUUUUGCAAUAUGCGUGUGUUACGCACUGUACUUUUGAAUACAUCGGUGAUUUCGUCAUGUGUUCAGGACCUUCAAUGGAACCAACUUUAGAAUCCAACAACAUACUAAUCACAGAACACAUAACUCCAAGACUGCAACGUCUGCGACGAGGAGACAUUGUUAUAGCUAAGAGUCCGAGUAACCCUAGACAAAAUAUUUGUAAAAGGAUAGUAGGAUUACCUGGGGACCGUGUUAAAGCCCAUUUCCCACGUCGUAGUCAAAUAGUUCCUAAAGGACAUGUAUGGUUAGAAGGUGAUAAUUCCAGUAAUUCAGCUGAUUCUCGUAUAUAUGGGCCAGUUCCACAGGGUCUAAUCAGAAGUAGGGUCAUUUGCCGUGUCUGGCCACUAGAUAAAAUCACUUCUUUAACUGAUUUUUAGAUUGUGUGAGUUGUUUUUCUAUUUCACACAAUAUGGUGCCAAAGACUACAAGUAUAGAGUACAAAGUCAUUGUUAUAAUGUAUUCCAAUAUUUGAUGUUAAAAACAUGACACAACACAAUGUUAAAAUAACUUAAUUAAUAUUGAUUUAUUUAUGAAAAAUUCAAGCUAUUUUUUGUAAGGGUUGGUACAAAAAAGGAGAAUCACUGUGAGUAUUAAAUAAAUAUUUUAAUUUUGAUUUAUUUCUAUAGUCUUGAUUGAGUGAGCUUCCAACACCAGUUGAAUGAAUCUAGUGGUACCAAUAUCUAAGCGAAUAUUCAUAUCUCUGUUGUUCCUGUAAAUAAUAAUAUUAUUAUUAUGUAAUUAUUACAUAUUGAAAAAAAUAAUAAUUCAUUCAUUAUACUUCUUCUGGACGCUAAAAUACGAAUAGACCCUCUAGGUACAAAUUUGGAGAAGUGACCCAUUGCAUAGAACAUAGGGUUCUUUAUAAACUCGUCCUUUUCAGGGAAUACUAGAAUUGGUGCAUCGACGAAGUUGUUAGCCCAAUUAGGUCCACCUGUCUCACUUAGACAGAGGUUCCAGUCUAUCCACCCGACCACAAAAUUGUUUAGAUCCUGGAAAAAAAUACAUGAACGUUUCAGGAAGAAUGUUUAAUUUAAUGACCUUAAUCCCAUAAAAAGAAGUACGAAUUAUAGAGAUUUC
This is a messenger RNA of Diatraea saccharalis (sugarcane borer), 1228 nucleotides long. Lineage: Eukaryota; Metazoa; Arthropoda; Insecta; Lepidoptera; Crambidae. The record is from the annotation of a GenBank genome assembly.